Messenger RNA from Diutina rugosa, 891 nucleotides. It is a transcript of the gene ARG11, whose product is annotated as Arg11p. Gene Ontology annotation, molecular function: L-ornithine transmembrane transporter activity. The transcript has a single exon. Gene Ontology annotation, biological process: mitochondrial L-ornithine transmembrane transport. The coding region runs from base 1 to 891 and encodes 296 amino acids. Lineage: Eukaryota; Fungi; Ascomycota; Pichiomycetes; Serinales; Debaryomycetaceae. The record is from RefSeq and is a predicted model, not a curated record.
AUGCCCAACGAGUUGGACCCCGUGCGGGAGGUCGUCUUCGGCGCCGUCGCCGGCAUGGUGGGGAAGCUCGUCGAGCACCCGUUUGACACCAUCAAAGUCAGAGUACAGACGGCGGGCGAUGCUCUGACGUGGUCGAUGAUCACCGAUACCUGGCGCAAUGAGGGCAUCGUCCACGGGUUCUACCUGGGGAUCAGGGCGCCCAUCGUCGGCGCCUGUCUUGAGAAUGCCAUUUUGUUUCUGAGCUAUAACGCCGCCGAGGUGUUUUUGGACAAGUUUGUUGUCAAGAGAGAGCUUGAACUGCAGCCGAUGCCGUUCUGGACCAAGAUUGCGCUGGGGGCGUUCGCCGGGUUCCUGGCGCUGUUUGUGCUCACACCGGUGGAGCUCGUGAAGUGCCAGUUGCAAGUGCUCAAUUUGACCGGGAAGCGUGAGGGCUACGGGCUGUUGAUCGGGUCAAUCGUCCGCCAAAAUGGCAUCCAGGGCCUCUGGCACGGUCUUCUGUCCACCAUCACUCGAGAAGUAAUUGGAACGGCUAUCUGGUUCGGGAGUUACGAAUACUGUACUGCUAAGCUCCAGGAGAGGCAAGUGAGUCCGCUGACGGCGUCGCUCAUCAGUGGUGGUGUUGCCGGUGCGUUAUUUAACAGUCUGGUGUUCCCCGUGGACACGAUCAAGCUGAACAUCCAGACGUACGAGGUGCUCCACGGCCAGCGGGUAGGUGCCGCUUUCGUGGCCCGUAAGCUCGCUCAGCGAGGCAUUGGCGCCUUCUACCAGGGGCUCGGGAUCACAUUGGUGCGGGCCGUCCCCGCCAACGCCCUCAUCUUCUACACGUACGAGUUGCUCAAGCGACACUUUGGCCCCCUGGUGCUGGGGAAGCCGUCGGCGUUGGACAUCUAG